This is a messenger RNA of Mercenaria mercenaria, 758 nucleotides long. RefSeq lists its product as uncharacterized. Lineage: Eukaryota; Metazoa; Mollusca; Bivalvia; Venerida; Veneridae. The record is from RefSeq and is a predicted model, not a curated record. Bases 96 to 656 code for a protein of 186 amino acids. The transcript has a single exon.
AGGUAAAUAAUUUAUAUGACAUAAAUGUGAGAGCAGUCUGGGGUUCAGUGACAUCAGGUGGCGGUGCAACUGAUUUGAAUGAAACACUUGCAGCAAUGGAUGUCCCGCAAAUGUCUGAAGGUAUGUUUACGACCUUAGAAGAAAAAAUAGGUUCAUGGUGGGAAGAUUGCCUUAAAGAUGAAAUGGCUAAGGCUGCAGCUGAGGAACGCCGCCUUGCUGUGGAGCGUGGCGACUUUCAUGAAGGAGUGCCAGCUAUUACUGUUGUAUGUGAUGGCGGUUGGAGUAAGAGGACACAUAAACAUUCUUAUAAUGCUUUUGGUGGGGUAGGUGUUAUAUUUGGUGCAGCUACCCAAAAACUGUUGUACAUGGGAGUAAGGAAUAAACAGUGUGUGAUUUGUAAUAAAGCCGAAAGUGAAAACAAAACUCCUAAAUUGCACAACUGUUAUAAGAACUGGAAUGAAAGCUCCCAAGCAAUGGAAGCUGAUAUAAUUUUGUGUGGUUUUCUUGAAGCCGAAUCAAGUCAUGGAUUGAGGUACACCAGAAUUAUUGCUGAUGGGGACAGCUCUGUGUAUGCACAGCUUCAAGAAAAUGUACCAGUUUGGGGCCGUGACAUUGUUAAAAUGGAAUGUGCUAACCAUACAUGCAAAUGUGUAUGAGGCAAUUUAGAAAAACUUGUAAGUGAGAAACCACACUACAAAGGAAAAGGCAAGUUGUCUAAAGUUAACAGAAUAAGGCUUAGCACUGCAGUCAGAUGUGCA